Molecule: messenger RNA, 2165 nt
Organism: Triticum aestivum (bread wheat)
Lineage: Eukaryota; Viridiplantae; Streptophyta; Magnoliopsida; Poales; Poaceae
Exons: 4
Coding region: 126-545 (139 amino acids)
Source: RefSeq, a predicted model, not a curated record
GACCUGAGCGCCCUACUCCUAGCGACCGUCGUCGCCUCCUAGAUCCUAUUCCACGGCGCCUCCGGUAACACAUCCGUGUCGCUGGCCGCCGACAUGCUUUUCCUCCUCCUGGUCGUGCUGUACGCAUGGUCCAGGGCCGCACGCCUCCUCAGCCACAAGGCUCCGCACGUGCAAUCAGCUCCGCACGGGCGGAUGAAAUCUCGCCUCCGCGGCUCCAAGGCUUGGCGCUCGGCGAGGGGGACGCGGUGAGGAGGACGGGGAUGGGGUGCCUGUUCGACUGCUUCCGCGCGGCCGGCGGCGAGCCACGCGCCGGCCGCGACCGCGCCCAGCUCGUCUCUUCGUCCGUCAUCCCCAGCCCCAAGGUUGGCGGCGAGAGGAGUGCGCCGCCGUCCAGGAACGCGCUGUCGGCCGUGUUCCUGCGCGAAGAUGAGGGAUCGCAGGCCACGAGCUCGGGGUCAGACCGGGACGCGGGGAGCAAGAGGGUGGAUCCGGAGCUCAUGCACGAGGAGUGGGCAAGGAAGUUAACGGGGUUGAAGACUCCGUGAUUUUCCGCUCGCUCCAAGCGCUGGCCGUUCCUCUUAUCGGGAAUGCUUGCCUAUGCUAUUUAGUUUUGUUUGUUGAAUUAAUCAUAAAUGGUUGAUUUUUUUGUAAUUCAAAGCUGCUGAAUGAUGUAGUUAGUUUUGUUUUAUUGCUGCAUUAGAAUUACAGCAAUCGUCCUAGUAUUGUUUUGUUGUAGACAUGGCAUUGUUAGAACUUCGGAUGCAGAUUUUCAUCACCUAUUUCUGUGUUUUUCCACAAGAAAAUGUAUAUGCAUCGCUUAUUCUAUUUUAAACUUCAUCAUGGUAUGGUCUGUUUCUAUUCUCCUGGCUUGAUUCUGUUGACACUAGCAUGCUCUGUUUGUUUUGGAGCCCAACCAUGGACUGUAUGUACUAAGCUAGCUCAAGCACACACACAACCAACUUGAAUUGCCUCGCUCUGCUGUUACAUUAUAUUACUUGGGUUACUGCAACGCUGCCUACCUGCUACUGCAUUUCAUCAAUUACCAGAAAUUUAGUUGCAUGUCCAACACAACCACAGAAAGAAACACUAGCAGCACUAGUGCCUAUGCUUGAUUUCUGCAGUAAACAUGUUAUCUGAAAUUCUGUAAUGAUGUUAACUGAUGUGAGUUUGUGCACUUGAUGUUUUAUACUUGGAAGACAAAUGAACUUGUUUUGGUUAUAUCUCUCCCUGUUAAUUAUGGGUGAUUUCCUUCUUGCAAAUUAUAUAUGUUCUGUUUUGAGCUAUCUCUCUUCCUGGUAAUAAAAGUAUGUGCAUUGGUAAUAAAAUUAUUUUGUAGACUGCUUUCAAUGUGGGAAGAAGCUUAGAGAACUUCAAUUAAAUAGAAGAAUUAUCCAUGAUUUCAUUGCUGUGAAGGUGAUUGAGUUGGUGUUCUAUACCAGUUCCUUAUUUACUUUGAUGGUUCUUGAUACGUGAACUGUUUCAUAGGGCAUAGUUAUCCAUGUUGCAUUCUAAUUCCUUAUUUGAGUAGAUGCUUCCUGAUUAUCCAUGUUGCAUGUGAAUGGGUUGAGUAGAUAGAAUUGGAAUGAGCAGAUCACUAUAGGACUAAGGAAAAAUCAAAAAGUAUGUGUAGGAAAAUAUCAUCGUUCUUGCUCACUUUGCAAAAAUGACGAGUACUAGAAAUUGCCCCCUUUCACUAAUAUUUGUUGUUUGCUGAUGGUUAUACGUCUUUUGCUUGAUCUAUUAUGAUUCAUGCACACAGGUUGGCUAGAAAUAGCCUUGGUUAUAGAUAUUUUUAUUAUUUUAUUCAUUAAUGUAUGCUGUUAUUAUUUGUAUGUGUGAUGCUUUCAGCUUGUUUUACUGUUUCCUCCUUGAUUGAUCUAUUCAUGUAAUGUUCUGUUCUUGUAGGAAGGCAAGUUGUCGCACCUGGAGAACUUACCCAUCAGAGGGAGCAAUGAAGACUUUGUUAGGAUAGUACCGGAUGUGCUCCUACGUGUUGAACAAUGUUACGUAGUAGUGAGAUAAGGCAAAUUAUGUAGACAUUGUUAGGACAUUGUUAGGACAGUACCAGAUGUACCAAAUCUGCGUGUUGAACAAUUCAUGUGUAAUGAAAUUUUGUAUUCCCUAUGUACAUGUUGCUUUAAUGCCAGAUUGUGAAAAUUACUCAA